AUGGUUGAGCCAUAUUGCUUCAAACAAGGCGGGUCUACUACUAGAACCCCCAUGCUUGAUGGAACCAACUAUGCUUGUUGGAAAGCUCGAAUGAGAGCUUUUCUCAAAGCUAUGGAUGAGCGUGUUUGGAGUGUUGUGGUUGACGGCUGGACUCCACCUACCAUCAAGGAUGGUGAGGACACUAAACAAAAGCCCGUGUCAGAAUGGACUACGGCUGAGGCUAUAACAAAUUGUGAAAUAGCCAAGGAUGCGUGGGAUAAGCUGCAAACUAAAAAUGAAGGAACAAAAAAUGUCAAAAAUUCUAGAUUGAGAUCUCUCACAACUGAAUUUGAAAAUUUUACUAUGACAGAUGAUGAGUCUAUCACUGAAUUUCAUGCUAGAUUAUGUGAUAUUACUACUGAAUCUUUUGCUCUAGGUGAAACUUAUUCAGACUCCAAGCUUGUAAGGAAGGUUCUCGGAGCUCUCCCUAGGAAGUUCAAGUCAAAAGUUAAUUCCAUUGAGGAAUGCCAUGAUGUUGAUACCCUUGAUUUGGAUGAGCUGAUUGGAUCAUUGUGGAACUAUGAACUCACUAUGAAAAGGUGGUCUAAAGAAAAUAAAGAAAAAAGGGUUUCUAGUGGAGUUUCUUUAUCUCACAAAGCUGCCGAAAAUAUUUUUGUAGGAGAUUCUCUUGAGAUUUUAGAUGAGGAGAAGGCUGAGUGUGCAAACACUUUGAAGAAAAAGGGGAGAGCUCUGGCAGCAACUUGGAGUGACAGUGAAGAGGAUCAAAAGGCUGCAGAAAAGGAUAGUUCAGAUUUGGAAGAAAACUUUGUUGCUUUCACUGUUAAGACAUCAGAAACACCAUGUUCAAACACUAACUUAGAUGGAGUGUGUAGUGAUGAGGAUGACUUGGACCAGCAAACGACCUAUGAACAAAUGUAUAAUCAAUGGGUUAGCGUGAUAAAGAAAGCUAAAAUUCUAGAGAUUAAAGUGGGAGAACUCGAAGAAGAAAGGAAAAACUUGUUAGGAAAAGUCGAUUUUCUCACUUUGGACAUUGAAGAGAAGAGGGUUGCUCUAGAAGAAAUGCAGGAGAAGCUGGACUAUGCUAAUAAAACCAUUGAGACAUACAUUGUUGGUGAAGAUUUAUUUGACAACAUGAUGGGAAUUGGUCAAUUUGCUAGAAAGAAACAUGGAGUUGGUUUCAAUCAACCAUUGGCUAUCAAAAAGAAAGAUCUUCCAAAUAAGGCUCAAGUCUCUCUUGUUGGAAGAAAACAGUGGAGACAGAAGAAUGCUCAUACUAAGGCUCUUGUGGUUCAUACUUCUCUUUUGGCUUGUAACAGUGACCAGUGGUACUUUGAUAGCGGGUGUUCUCGCCACAUGACCGAAAACAAGCAUCUUCUCACUAAUCUUUUGUCUUAUGUUGAGGGAUAUGUCACCUUUGGUGAUGGGAGCAAAGGUCGGAUCAUGGGAAGAGGGGAGUUGCAUUUACAUGGUUUACCUCCUUCGAAAAAUGUACUCUAUGUUGAAGGGAUUAGAUCUAAGGACAAUUGUUAUCUCUUAAGCACUAACUUAGUGUGUAAUGCGGCAAAGACGGAUGAAACUAAACUAUGGCACUACAAGUUAGGUCAUCUUAAUUAUAGAGAUCUUAGUAAACUUGUAAAAUUAAAAGUGGUUAGAGGUGUUCCAAACAUGGCUCUAUUGAAAGACAAAGGUGAAAAGGUUAAGAAAGUGAUUCGUCUUAGAAGUGACCAUGGCAAGGAAUUUGAGAACAACAUCUUUGCUGAUUUUUGCAACCUAGAAGGGAUAGUUCAUGAGUUCUCAGCGCCGAAAACUCCUCAGCAAAAUGGGGUUGUUGAAAGGAAAAAUUGA
Humulus lupulus (European hop) is the source of this 1845-nucleotide messenger RNA. RefSeq lists its product as uncharacterized. The transcript has 7 exons. The record is from RefSeq and is a predicted model, not a curated record. Bases 1 to 1845 code for a protein of 614 amino acids. NCBI's taxonomy places the organism in Eukaryota, Viridiplantae, Streptophyta, Magnoliopsida, Rosales, Cannabaceae. Gene Ontology annotation, molecular function: nucleic acid binding. Gene Ontology annotation, biological process: DNA integration.